GGCGGGUGCGGGCGACCCGGAAGGGCUGGCGCCCGGGGUGCCCGUCUGGCUUGGAGGACGGCAGUGCCCACUGCCGUGCACCGGCUCCCUGCCCGGACGGUGGCCGCCAGGAUGGGCCGAAGGGUGACCGUGGCCACCUGCGCGCUCAACCAGUGGGCCCUGGACUUCGAGGGCAAUUUGCAAAGGAUCUUAAAGAGUAUUGAAAUUGCCAAAAACAGAGGAGCAAGAUAUAGGCUUGGCCCAGAGCUGGAAAUAUGCGGCUACGGAUGCUGGGAUCACUACUACGAGUCGGACACCCUCUUGCACUCCUUUCAAGUCCUGGCGGCCCUGCUGGACUCUCCGGUCACUCAGGACAUCGUCUGUGACGUGGGGAUGCCUGUGUUGCAUCGAAAUGUCCGCUACAACUGCAGAGUGAUCUUUCUCAAUAGGAAGAUUCUGCUUAUCAGACCCAAGAUGGCCUUGGCCAACGAAGGCAACUACCGCGAGCUGCGCUGGUUCACCCCGUGGUCUAGAAGUCGGCAGGUGGAGGAGUAUUUUCUCCCUCAGAUGAUUCGGGACCUGACAAAGCAGGAAACCGUGCCCUUCGGCGACGCGGUGCUGGCGACACACGACACGUGCAUCGGGAGUGAGAUCUGCGAGGAGCUCUGGACGCCCCACAGCCCGCACGUGGACAUGGGCCUGGACGGCGUGGAGAUCGUCACCAAUGCCUCAGGCAGCCACCACGUGCUGCGCAAAGCCCACGCCCGGGUGGAUCUGGUGACGAUGGCCACCACCAAGAACGGUGGGAUCUACUUGCUGGCCAACCAGAAGGGCUGCGACGGGGAUCGCCUCUACUACGACGGCUGUGCCAUGAUCGCCAUGAACGGCAGCGUCUACGCCCAGGGGUCGCAGUUUUCCCUGGACGACGUGGUAAGGAGCGCGGGUGGCCGUGGGAGCCGUGUGUCCCCCUCGCCCUGGCUGCCCUCUUCACCUCCCCAUGAGCGAGUGUUUCAAGAAACCCUGGCAGGGGGUCUUGCCUGCUGUGUGGGGUCCCCUGGGAGCCAGGGGCGGGGACAGUCCUCGCCCUAG
Molecule: messenger RNA, 1068 nt
Organism: Carlito syrichta (Philippine tarsier)
Lineage: Eukaryota; Metazoa; Chordata; Mammalia; Primates; Tarsiidae
Product: glutamine-dependent NAD(+) synthetase-like
Exons: 9
Coding region: 112-1068 (318 amino acids)
Biological process (GO): NAD+ biosynthetic process
Cellular component (GO): cytoplasm
Molecular function (GO): NAD+ synthase (glutamine-hydrolyzing) activity; glutaminase activity
Source: RefSeq, a predicted model, not a curated record